Populus nigra (black poplar) is the source of this 805-nucleotide messenger RNA. RefSeq lists its product as uncharacterized. The record is from RefSeq and is a predicted model, not a curated record. Gene Ontology annotation, biological process: regulation of transcription by RNA polymerase II. The coding region runs from base 186 to 575 and encodes 129 amino acids. NCBI's taxonomy places the organism in Eukaryota, Viridiplantae, Streptophyta, Magnoliopsida, Malpighiales, Salicaceae. The transcript is spliced from 5 exons. Gene Ontology annotation, cellular component: NuA4 histone acetyltransferase complex; nucleus.
AUACAAACUGGCCCAAAAGCCCAAACAUCUCAACAGUCAACACCUUCUGCUUCAGUCUCUCUGUAAUUUGGAUCAAACGCUAAAACCCUAGAGAAUAAACACCAGACAUUCCCUUCACUUUUCAAUUUUAAACACCGAAACAAUUUAACACAAAAUAUAGAUAAAUAAGAAAAAUCAGAGCUCAAAUGGAAGGUGGGGUUGGUGGUAAUGGAAAUGAGAGGGAAGAGGAACAAGACGGCAUGUCCGUCCAUUCUCCAUGCAAAGCUCCUCCUUCCUCUGCUUCCUCUCUCCCCAAGGAGCAAUCACAGGUGGAAUUGGAGCUAAGACUUUUAGAAGGACUUGAAAUUUAUCCUCCAGUCAAACUAAGAGGCAUGCAUCGCCACUUUGUACUUUAUGGUUUGAUGGAAUUUCUUCGGAGAAGCUUUGAUCGACAAUUUUCUCCGGAUGAGGUUUUGCAGUUGCUGGACUGUUUCUACAACAUUGAAAUGCUGAAACCAGAUGACGAAGAAGCAGAAAUUCUGAAUCACGAGGAAGAUUUUUCCUUGCCCCAAAAUUAUUUUGUCAAGGAAGAGUGAAAUAGACAGUUUUGAUCUACAUCUUCCCUUUAGGACUCCUCACAACAAUCCUGGUUGCGAGCAUUUUUCUCCAUCAUAUUUGAGAGGAAGUCAAUGUUGCUCGGAAUCUCUAGAAGGACAUUGUGAACGAUCCUUUUUAUUUUAUUUCUUUUUUCUUCAUGGCUCGUCUAGCAAGAUAAAUAUGUAAAUGCUGGUUAAUAUAGUGCCAUCUACCUUCUUAGCCACUAUCA